AUAUAUCUUAUUGCAACUAUCAUUUUGUCUCAUACGAGCAAGAGCUACUAUAAAUGAUGGGCGACACUUCCCAGUAUUGCAUUCAAAAAUUAGCUUUAUCACCCAGGGUCAUGGCUUCAAUGGAAAUUCACUUCAUUACCAUCUUUGCUUUAUUCUCUUUGAUGCUAGUCGGAGGAAGUAAUGCCUCUCUGCCUGCUGAAGAGUAUUGGUAUUCCAAGUUACCAAACACUCCAAUGCCAAAAGAGUUGCAAAAUCUUCUGCAACCUGAUAUUAAAGGCAAUUAUGCUUUCUGGGAUAUGGAUGAUAGCAAUGAAUACGAUGAAGCUUUUAGAAACAGAUAUGAGGAAGCUUUUCGAAACAGAUAUGACGAAGCUUUUAGAAACAGAUAUGACGAAGCUUUUAGAAACAGAUAUGACGAAGCUUUUAGAAACAGAUAUGACGAAGCUUUUAGAAACAGAUAUGAUGAAGCUUUUCGAAACAGAUAUGACGAAGAGUUCAGAAAUAGAUAUGAAGAAGCUUUUCGAAACAGAUAUGAGGACGAGUUCAGAAAUAGAUACGAGGAAGAGUUCAGGAAUAGAUAUGAAGAAGCUUUUGCAGACACUCUCCCUAAUUCAACGAUAUUCUUCAUGUACAAUGAUCUCCACGCUGGCCAAAAAAUGAAGCUUCACAUAACUAAAUCAACAAAUAAGGCUAGAAUUUUGCCUCGUCAAGUUGCUGAAUCUAUUCCCUUUUCAAGCGAUCAGUUACCAGAAAUUUUUCGGCGGUUGUCAAUAAAACCUGAAUCAAUGGAAGCUAAAAUCAUCAAGAAAAAGGUGGAGGACUGCGAGUCGAUAGGGAUUAAAGGAGAAGACAGAUUCUGCCCCACGUCUCUAGAGUCCAUGAUUGAUUUUGUUGUUUCACAUGUUGGAAAUAGAGUGCAGGUACUUUAUAAUAAAAUAAAUAAGCCAACAAGAGCACAAGAGUACACCAUCUUGGAUGUUAAAAUGGUAGGAGAAAACCAAGUGGUGUGCCAUAAACAGAAAUAUCCAUACGCUGUGUAUUAUUGUCAUUCAAUAAGUUCUACCAAGGUAUAUAUGGCUCCACUUGUGGGUGCUGAUGGGACGAAAGCUAUAGCAGUAGCAGUUUGCCACUCAGAUACCUCGAACUGGAAUCCAAGGCACUUAGCCUUUUUGAUGUUGAAGGCAAAACCAGGAGAAGGACCAAUUUGCCACUUUAUUAAAAGUGAUGCACUUGUCUGGGUUUCAAAUGAAUUUCUUAAACUAAAACUCCAAUGAUGUCUAUCUCUUUGGGUUAGACCCAUAUAGGUGUUUGUACUAUCCAUUUUUGCUAUUUGAAUAAGCCACUCCUUAUGUGUGCAUGUGUUUAUGUCCUUGUAAUAAAGAUGAAGAAUAUUUAAUCGGAUGCUGUAAAAUGUACUCUUGAUUGUUAA
Messenger RNA from Ricinus communis (castor bean), 1429 nucleotides. Its product is annotated as BURP domain-containing protein 5. Lineage: Eukaryota; Viridiplantae; Streptophyta; Magnoliopsida; Malpighiales; Euphorbiaceae. The transcript has 3 exons. The record is from RefSeq and is a predicted model, not a curated record. Bases 54 to 1274 code for a protein of 406 amino acids.